This is a messenger RNA of Cladophialophora bantiana CBS 173.52, 1596 nucleotides long. RefSeq lists its product as uncharacterized. NCBI's taxonomy places the organism in Eukaryota, Fungi, Ascomycota, Eurotiomycetes, Chaetothyriales, Herpotrichiellaceae. The record is from RefSeq and is a predicted model, not a curated record. The transcript has 2 exons. The coding region runs from base 1 to 1596 and encodes 531 amino acids.
AUGGGCAGGUGUCUCAAAAACCAAGCUAUUUUGCAAAAUUCACUAUGUAUUCUCCCGUGGCAACAAUUCAACUUUGGUCUGGAGGCUUUUACCGGUUCCAUCAUUGCUCUGGCUACCAAUCGGUACGAUUACGACGCCGCUAGCCAUCAUACCACGUCAAUCAGUUUUGAACGGAUCGGCCUUCUUACGGGCUUGAACCAAGCUUUCCAAUGCUUUGGAUCGAUUAUCAUUGCUCCCCUGGCUCGCCGGUUCGCUACCAAGAAUGUGUUGACGACUGCCAGUUGCGUUUUCAGACUAUUUUCUGCCAUUCUACUCAUCGUCGAUGGGAGCACUGGUGGUCACAUUAAACCAUCAAACUGGUCACAGACUCAUGAUAAAGACGAUUUCUCCUAUUAUGGUGACUACAAUACAGACGGCAUUAUUCCAAUAUACUGCUUUGCAGGCAUCGGCUAUGGAAUGGUGGAACUGAUCCGAAGGAUCAUCCCCCGGGAUAUUGUGGGUGGAAACGUGGAGAAGCUACGUUGUAUGGAUGCAUUAGUCCAUAUGUUCUACGAGGUCUCAGGCACGGCCGGUUCACUAUGUACCGCAUUGGCCUUGAUACCAGGAUUGGGAAACAACUUCUCCUUUAUUGUCACACCUAUUUUGUUCGCGUGCGCUUCUUGCGUAUGGUUCACUAUCUCUGGAUUACCCAAUCCACUUGAGAAGGAAGCAGUCUCGGUCGCGAAGUUGAACUACUUCAAGGCAGUCACCAGUGGCAUUUUCCUCUUUCUUGACUCUGUCUGGACUGGAGCUAAGAUCAUCUUUUCCUCGCGCAGGUUCAUCUGGCUUCUCCCAGGAUAUACUUUUGCCCUCUACGGUCAUCGCUAUUUCGAGAGCAGCCUGGCACCUAUCAUUGCAAGGCGAUACUUAGGCAACUCGGCUUGGUAUCAAAUUAUGGUUGCGGGUUCGAAUCUUGGGGAGCUAUUCGGGGCUGGAUUUGUUUUCCUCUUUACCAAUGUGGUUAAGACGCCAAUUCCAUGGUUACGUCUCGACGCCCUCUUGUUACUAAUUCUCUGGUAUCUUCCAUAUUGGUACCCGCCACAAGGUCAGUCGAAAUAUGCUUGGGUGGUAUUCGGCACGUUCAUACCGGUCUCCUUUGGAUGGGCAGCUGGUGAUGUUUCCCUUUCAGCCUACAUUCAAGCGUCACUGGCCCGGAUCGAGUCCGACACUAGAAACGUGUCCGCGCUUGGCGCCGUAAUGGCAUUCUUAUAUUCAACAUACAUCGUUAUCUACGCCAUCACAUCGCCGCUCCUGGGCCGUUACGUAGACAAGGUCUACCAGGAAUCCGGCGGAGCCCAGGGGGGAGACGUCCAUCGCGCUAUACAAAAUAUCGGCGGCGUGCAGUACACAAUCAUUGCUGCCUUCAUGCUUGCCGCUUCCUUUGUCCCGGUCGGGGCUUUCUCUCUCAACCCAGGCAUGCUCGAUGGGGAUUCUAUGGCAAACGAGGUGGAAAUGGGCCAAGCGACAAAAGAGAUCACUGUUGUAAACAGUGAUCAGUCAAAAAUGGAGCAAGGUUUGACACAUGACCAUGUUUUGGAAGUCGAUGAAAAGUGCUAG